Symbiodinium sp. CCMP2592 is the source of this 2478-nucleotide messenger RNA. Lineage: Eukaryota; Dinophyceae; Suessiales; Symbiodiniaceae. The record is from the annotation of a GenBank genome assembly.
AUGCGCUGCUUUUCGUCAGAUUUCCUGUCAAGCCUUGGCACAUUUCAGCUGAUCGUGCGACUCAACACUGAGGACGCGAUCCGUGCGACCAUCGAGCUGAUAUGCGGAAAGCCUCGCACUUGGCAUCUGUCACACCUGUUGACAUCGGACAGGUACGCGACGGCACCCCGGCAAAGAAAAGGAAGAAGGCCAGUGGCCAAGCACAUUGAGAAACAGAACUCAUUGGCGCAGAUGCGAUGGUGCAAGCAGGUCUCCAAGCCGAAGGAGAUGUGGCAGCCACGCAAAAGUGGCGAGCCUUUGGAGCUCAGACGAUCGCAAGCAGCGGCCUUGAGUUUCGAUGACGAGAAGACAACAAAUGAGUCUGUUAGUGCAUGUCUGCAUGUCUUUGGCGAUGCCGAUCCGGGUGUGACCGAGCGACCAGCUGUGACUGUCAAUAAGCCGGGGCACGAUGCUCAAGGUCCCACACUUCGCGGGCAUGAACGGCCGGUGACUUUCAUCACAUUCAACCACGAGAACAAUCUGCUUUUCUCCUGCGGCAAGGACAAGCUCGUUUGCGUCUGGAGCUUUCCGGAUGGAGAGCUUCUUGGCAGCUACCGGGGCCACAACGGACGUUGGCCACCAUUGGCGAUCGCAGCAGAUGUCUCCAGCUGUCAGGGCCACGACAUGACUAGCAUGUACCUUCUAAUGUCCCUGCGGGCAAUGGUUCUGGCCUCCACCAUGGCCAGUGCAAAGGUGCAGGACCCAAAGAUGUGGCGUGAUGUUUCGACUGCGCUGCGCCGCUGCGACGAGCUGCCAAUGCAGUGGCUCACGAAGCUACCUUGGAAAUUCGCCAGGGCGAGGUGCUUGCAGCCAGAGAUCUUGGAGAUCCUGUCUGCAGAGGUUCAGAGGAACCUUGGCCAUUUCGAUCCGCGAUUGCAGAGGGCCCUGACGCAGAGUCUCAGCGUUCGGAUUGCCGAGCUGGCGCCUGUGGAGCUCGCCAAGGCGACCUGGGCCUUUGCCAAGCUCCACUCUGAGGAUGGAGAAGGACUCUUCGAGAUUCUGGCGGAGGCUGUUGCCAAGUCACUUCCCGAACUCCAACCACGAGGGCUGGCCAACAUCAUCUGGGCCUUCGCAAAGACUGAGGUACGGAACCCGAAGCUGCAACUCAAUCGGCUGGCAGAGUUUUCGAGAAUCGCUGUACCAGGAUUCGCUCCACAAGGUCUGGCCAACACGGUCUGGGCCUUUGCGAAGCUUCGGCUUCGUGCUGACCACGCUCUGUAUACAAGCAUGGCAGAGACCACAAUGCAAAGCUUGGGAGAGUUUUCGCCACAGAACAUAUCUAACUCGCUUUGGGCGUUUGCAAAGGCGCGAUACUACGAGCCAGAGUUGUUUCUGGUAUCAGGGGACCAUGUUUCGGAGAGGCUAUCGGAGUUCAGUAUCCAGGCGGCGGUGAACUCUGUCUGGGCGAUGGCCGAGACAGGUCAUCACGAUCAUCGGCUCUUGCACUGUUUUGCUGAGUAUGCCCUGGGCAGACUUGAGUCUUUCAAGUCCCAAGACUUGUCGAACACCGUGUGGUCGUAUGCUGAGUUGCAGCACUGUGAUCACAGGCUGCUGUCAGCCGUAACAGGAGCGGUGCAGGGUAAUGUGAAAAGUUUGACUGUCCAGCACCUGGUCUGCACCACCUGGGGAUAUGCGAUGAUGUUCGAGCACCGGCGGCACACGAGGCAGAGAAGCAAAGGCUCAGUGGAUCAAGAGCGUCGUUUUGUGCGAGCUCUGACUGACGUGCAGUGGCUUGUGACAUGUGGCGCAGACCGGCUCGUCAUCGUCUGGGAGGCUCAUACCUCCAGGGAGCUGGCCCGCGUUGAACUUCCUGGUGUUGUGCGAUGUGUAGAAUGGGCUGGAGCAGCUCCUGGUGUGAAUGCUUCGGACGUCAGUGAGCGCUUUGUGACUGCACACAAUCGCUUUGGUGCACAUCCCCCUGCAUUGACCGUUUGGCGCUUCGAUGGCAAAUCCAUCCAGGAGCUUCGUGUCAUCUCCAAGCUCCCUUCGGCGGCACUCCAGGUGAGAUGGGGCAGGGCCAACUACUUCAUUGCAAGCGCACACGACAGUGGCGAGCUGAUUUUUUGGCGAGCAGACACUGGUGCUGAAGUGAAGCGGCUGAAGGCUCACGAUGCCGGCAUUUCGAAGUUUGACUUCAAUGAUGACCGCGAGCUUGUGGCUACCGUCUCACACGACAUGAGUGUCUGUAUUUGGGACAUCGGAAAAGGGACCGAGUGGAGGAUGUUGUACAAGGCGCAGACGGACCGGCCGCUGAAUGCCGUGGCCCUGGGACCGCUGUCACAGAAGCAAGCCCUCGGCGCCGCGACCUCAAAGAUUUUCGCUACGCCUGGUGAGCUGGGUUUUCAAAGUCACGGAAGAGUCCGCAGUUGGUCUCCGAGGCUCCAGCUGAGCGUCCAGGGUGUAUUUGCGUGGUCGCCGCUGGUGGCCAGGAUCGCAUGA